GAGAGGGAGAAGCAGGCUCCCUGCUGAGCAGGGGGCCAAUGUGGGGCUUGAUCCCAGGACCCUGAGACCAUGACCUGAGCUGAAGGCAGCUGUCCAACCAACUGAGCCACCCAGGUGCCCCUGGGUCCAUGGUUCUAUCUUCACCACACCCAGUGCUUGCACUCCAGCCUUGAACCUCCCCGUCCCACCAUGGGGUAAGGACACAGCCCGACCCCUCACUUCCUUUCAGGACCCUGGCCCUUCUCUGGGACUGGGGAAGAUAGAACAGUUCAUGGCCUGGAGACGUCCGUCAGUGCUCCCUGGACAGCUCGGGUGUCUCCCAGCAAAGUCUCCCUCUGAGUCUGUUUCCACAUUUACAAAAGGGAGCCGGUGACACGGACAGCCCAUGAUGGCCAUAAGGAUACGUUAUGUUGGCACAUGCCCCAUGCCCAGAGCGGGGACUUUCUCCUCGUCUCUCCUUGCUUUCUGUAAAAACUCCCUCACUCCUGUCUGAUGGAGCGCAGGGUGGGAGAUGCAGUCAGAGAGGCUCUAUCUUUUCAUUUGCUCCUACCAGGUCUCUCUCGCCUCCCUUCUCAGUCAGUGAAACGACGGUUGCUGACCACGGCUGACUGCCCAUCCCCGCUGGACGGGGCUGGUGCCCACUACUCCCAACUCUCUGAAAGUCUUCCCUGGCAUCCCUUUGCCCCACUCUCCAGAGGAAUCUGACUCCCACACACUCCCUGGCACCAACCCCCCUCUGCCUCUCCCAGAGCAGCCGUAUCUGGGCCCCAGGGGACACCGUGGAUUGGAACCCUUGGCUCUGCUGCCCCCAUUCCCUACUACCAGCCUCAGUGUCCUUCCCAUCCUUGCCCGGCCAAGGUCUGUCAGGAGCCCUUCGGAGUUCCUCUCCUCAUCUUGCGCACCAGGACAAUCUCAGAACUUGCUGCCCUUCUGGAAGACACCCACAGUCUGUGGGGAGCAGUUCUCUACAGGCCACACUCCAAAUGCAUGGGUAGGCAGGAGUACUCAGGCCCUAACAUGUGGGGGUUCCAACGGAAGGGGUGAUUUCCACCCCACCUUAGCUACCCUCCCCCUCUACAGCUGACUAAACCAUCGAGAUCCAGCCAGGGCAUCCCCACUUCUGGCCUGAGAGCCAGCUCCCCGUCCUGAAAAACCUGUCUGGGGGGCCUUCCCUGAAGCUGUAGGGCCCAAAGGGCAGGUUGGACGGGAUUCCCCUCCAGCCCCUCCCACCCCAAGACAAAAUCAGCCACCCCAGGGGCCUGGCCUCACUUGCCUCCGGAAGCCACAGCCUGCCAGCACCUGUUCUAGCUGCCAACCCAGCUAUGGCAUCCCUGCUGCCCGUCCGGACCUUGCCCUUGAUCCUGAUUCUGCUGACUGUCCUGGCCCUGGGGGCUGCAGACUUCAACAUCUCCAGUAUCUCUGGUCUGCUGUCCCCGGCGCUAACGGAGAGCCUGCUGGUUGCCUUGCCCCCCUGUCACCUCACAGGGGGCAAUGCCACACUGAUGGUCCGGAGAGCCAAUGACAGCCAAGGUUUGCUACCCCCUCCCAAGAUGGCCCCCUGGUCCCCAGAGACCCCUACCCAGCACACCACCAGCACCCCGUCUCCUGCUCCUGCCUUCCUAUCGACCCUUCUCCUGGGCCACCCAUAUUAUGCUGCCCUUCUCCUUGGGGCCUCCGGAAACACACCCCUGACUUCACCCCCAAUUUCCUGCCCAGCGGUGAAAUUUAGCUUCGUGGUGCCUCCGUGCCGUGGGCGCAGGGAGCUGGUGAGUGUGGUGGACAGUGGGGCUGGCUUCACGGUCACCCGGCUCAGUGCAUACCAGGUGACAGACCUCAUACCAGGAACCAAAUACUACAUUUCCUACCUAGUGACGAAGGGGACAUCCACUGAGUCCAGUAGAGAGAUCCCAAUGUCUACGCUUCCUCGAAGGAAGGUGGAAUCCAUUGAGCUGGGAAUGGCCCGGACGGGGGGCAUGGUGGUCAUCACAGUGCUGCUCUCUGUUGCCAUGUUCCUGCUGGUUCUGGGCUUCAUCAUUGCCCUGGCCCUGGGCGCCCGGAAGUGAGGAGGACGGCGCCAGGCAGCAGACCUCCGGGAGGUCCAGGCACUGUCCAUUUCCUCAGGCCACGGCUUUGCCCUGUGUGCCUGCCUCCUCUCCUGAAAAGACUGCCUGCUCCCAGGCUUCAACGCCAGCUUCUUUGGGCCCUUCACCUCUCCUCGCUGCCCCCUCUCCCCGGAGCCCUUUCCUCCCUCUGCCCUCCCCUAGGUCCCAGGUGCCUCACCUCCCAACACUCCUCCUAAUCCCGUCCGCCCACUCCUGUCAGAAUUGACGCUCCUCCCACUUCACCUCUAUAAUCACCCCCCCCCAACAAUUCACCCUUCCCUCAGUGACAGAAAUCCCCUCAAUAAAGUCUGAUGCCACACCUGCCCUGUGUUUCCCUUCUUUGGGCCCCACCUGGGCCAGAACAGCAUCCGAGUCAGGCAGCAGGUGCUCCCAAUCCCCUCCCUGCCACACAAGCCAGAGGUGCUUCUCUCA
Molecule: messenger RNA, 2534 nt
Organism: Ailuropoda melanoleuca (giant panda)
Lineage: Eukaryota; Metazoa; Chordata; Mammalia; Carnivora; Ursidae
Gene: UPK2
Product: uroplakin 2
Exons: 4
Coding region: 1323-2063 (246 amino acids)
Biological process (GO): epithelial cell differentiation
Cellular component (GO): apical plasma membrane
Source: RefSeq, a predicted model, not a curated record